UCAGGCUUCGGUUAGUGAAGCAGAGGGAAUUAGACAAAACCAAUGAAUCAAUGAUGCGUCUUCGUCUUCGUCUCAGAGGUACGAGAAUGAGAACCCUCCCUUUUCGCAGAUCCUCCUCGCUUCUAAACUCAUUAACCACCCAUUUCUGCUACUGCCAUUACACUCGCAACAUCCCAUCCCCAAAUGCUCAUUCAAUCCCCCACACCCAAACCUCUUCUUCCGCCCGCUUUCCAAUCCAACAGGUGGUGGAGGAGGAGGAGCCGGCGGCGGAAGCUAGCCACGUCAUCUCCUGCAACAAAAGAAUAACCUCCUACAUCCGACGCGGCGACUUGACCUCCGCUCUCAAAAUAUUCCACAGCAUGACGACGAGGACCACCGUCACCUGGAAUUCAAUUCUCGCCGGACUCUCCAACAAGCCUGGAAAACUACAAGACGCACACCACCUGUUCGACGAAAUUCCCCAACCAGACACUGUUUCAUACAACCUCAUGUUAUCCUGUUACUUCAAAAACGGCGCCGUCCGCGACGCCGAGGCCUUCUUCGAUCGGAUUCCAGCCAAAGACAUCGCCUCGUGGAACACCAUGAUCUCCGGCCUGUGCCGGCACGGCCGGAUGCAAGAAGCCAAGCACCUCUUCUGUCGCAUGCCUCGACGAAAUUCGGUGACGUGGAAUGCAAUGAUAUCAGGCUACGUCCAAUCGGGGGACAUGUCGUCGGCGCUCGAGCUAUUCGCGGCGGCUCCGACAAAGGGCGUGAUCGCCUGGACCAGCAUUGUGACUGGAUACAUGAGGCACGGCGACGUCGAAUUGGCCGAGAAAACUUUCGAGGGAAUGCCGGAGAAGAAUCUGGUGACGUGGAAUGCGAUGAUAGCCGGAUUCAUCGAGAACGGAAGGGGAGAGGAUGGUUUGAAGCUUUUCAAGAACAUGCUCGAAUUUGGGGUUCAGCCAAAUCCGUCGAGUUUGAGUAGCGUCCUUUUGGCAUGCAGCAACCUGUCGACGUUAAAGUUCGGGCGGCAGGUGCAUCAGUUUGCGCACAAGUCUCCGGCAUUGUGUUUGGACACGACGGUCGGGACAUCGUUGAUAAGCAUGUAUUGUAAGUGCGGGGUUUUGUCUGACGGACGGAAGGUGUUUGUCGAGAUGACGUCGCGUAGCGACGUCGUAACGUGGAAUGCGAUGAUCUCGGGCUAUGCCCAGCACGGGCGUAGUCGAGAGGCGCUUGAUUUGUUCGACGAGAUGACGGGCACGGGAACGAGGCCAGAUUGGAUAACCUUCGUCGGAGUUUUGUCGGCAUGUAACCACGCCGGGUUGGUAGAUCUCGGGAUGCAAUACUUCGAGGAGAUGCAGACGAGGUUCGGUAUCGAAGUAAAGCUCGAUCACUACACUUGUUUGAUCGAUCUUCUCGGUCGAGCGGGUAAGCUCGCCGAGGCUGUCGAUUUGAUCGAAAGAAUGCCGUUCGAGCCUCAUGCCGCGAUAUACGGAACUCUCCUGGGCGCAUGCCGGAUACAUAAAAACUCAGAAAUCGCCGAGUUCGCCGCAUCGAAUUUACUUUGCCGUGAUCCCGAUAACCCCGCAGCGUAUGUUCAGCUCGCUAACGUAUACGCUGCGAAGAAGAAAUGGGAGACAGUCGCCCGGAUAAGGAAAUCGAUGAAGGAGAACAGGAUCAUCAAGACGCCAGGAUGCAGUUGGAUGGAGAUAAAAAGCGUCGUUCACGAGUUUCGAUCAGGGGACAGGCUUCACCCGGAGAUCAAUCACAUAAGAUCGAAGCUCGUCGAGCUCGGGAGGAAGAUGAAGCUGGCGGGGUAUGUCCCGGAUCUCGAAUCGUCUCUGCACGACAUCGGGGAGGAGCAGAAGGAGCAGCUGCUGAUGUGGCACAGCGAGAAACUCGCCGUGGCCUUCGGGUUGUUGAAGGUGCCAAAAGAGUUGCCAAUUCGGGUUUUCAAGAACCUCAGGAUUUGCAAUGACUGCCACCGCGCAAUCAAGUUCGUGUCGGCCGUCGAAGGGAGGGAGAUCGUCGUCAGAGACGCGACGAGGUUCCACCAUUUUCGGGAUGGAGAGUGUUCCUGCGGUGAUUACUGGUGA
Molecule: messenger RNA, 2075 nt
Organism: Andrographis paniculata
Lineage: Eukaryota; Viridiplantae; Streptophyta; Magnoliopsida; Lamiales; Acanthaceae
Product: pentatricopeptide repeat-containing protein At4g16835, mitochondrial
Exons: 1
Coding region: 51-2075 (674 amino acids)
Biological process (GO): RNA modification
Molecular function (GO): zinc ion binding; protein binding; RNA binding
Source: RefSeq, a predicted model, not a curated record